AUGGGUUGUUCCACAUACUGGAGCGGAAAUGUCAAGCUGGGGGUCAGUGCACUGCAGGUUUCGGUAGGCCAUGCCUUUGCUGUUCCGGGGUGUGAUAUUCAGUGCAUGGUGCAGGACUCAGUGGUCAUUGAAGAUGUGGCUGUGGUCUUUACCCAGAAAGAGUGGGCUUUGCUGGAUCCUGCUCAGAGGAAACUCUACGGAGGUGUAAUGAUAGAAACCUUCAGAAACCUGGUCGCAGUAGUCUCUCGAAAUGUUAAUAUUGGAGGCGAGUCAUCCAGUGAACGUAUAAUGAUGCGAUUCAUGAAGAGUAAUACCUGGCCCUCCGUGUUAGGAGAAAUCUCUGAAUCAUGUGGCAGUAAAGAUCAGCAUAAAAACCAGGGGAGACAUUUGAGAAGUCAUACAGUAGAGAACCUCUGUGAAAAUAAUGAAGGCAAUCAGUUUGGGAAGACUUUCAGCCGAAUUCCAAAUCUUAAUGUGCUAAAAAGAAAUCCUCCAGAAGUAAUUCCUUUUAAAUCCUGUGAGUGUGGAAAAGACUUCAUGGAUCACUCUUCACAUAAUCGUCAUACCACAUCUCACACUGGAUGCAGUACCUGUCAGUGUAAGGAAUGUGAAGAAGGCUUCAGUCCCUCUUACCUAACUACUUCUUUGAGAACUCUUAAUGGAAAGAAACCCCAGAAAUAUAAGGUAUUUGGGGAAGACUUCAUUUGUGUCUCAACCCUGAAGAAUCCUGUGACAACACUCUCUGGUGAGAAAGGCUAUGAAUGUUACGAAUGUGGGAAAGAUACAACUUACAGUGGAGAGAGACCUUAUGACUGUAAGCAAUGUGGGAAAGCCUUUAGUUGUCCCUCCCACCUCAGUGUACAUCUGAAAACUCACAGUGGAGAGAAGCCCUAUGAAUGCAAGCAAUGUGGGAAAGCCUUUAGUCCGUCCUCAUAUCUCACUUCACAUAUACAAACUCACAGUGAAGAGAGGCCUUAUGAAUGUAAUCAAUGUGGGAAAACCUUUAGUCGGGCCACAUACCUCAGUGCACAUAGAAGAACUCACAGUGGAGAGAAACCUUACGAAUGUACGGAAUGUCGGAAAGCCUUUGGGGGGGCCUCAUCCCUCACUAAACAUAAAAGGAUUCAUACUGGAGUGUCACCUCAUGUAUGUAAGGAAUGUGGGAAAGCCUUUAGUUCUUCCCCACAGCUCACUUCGCAUAUAAGAACUUACAGUGAAGAGAAGCCUUAUGACUGUAAGCAAUGUGGGAAAGCCUACAAUUAUUCCUCAUCACUCACUUUGCAUAUGAGGACUCACAGUGGAGAGAGGCCUUAUGAAUGUAAGGAACGUGGGAAAGCCUUUAGGAGUUCCUCACAUUUCACUGUACAUAGAAGAAUUCACAAUUGA
Messenger RNA from Loxodonta africana (African savanna elephant), 1386 nucleotides. RefSeq names its product zinc finger protein 77-like. Gene Ontology annotation, molecular function: DNA-binding transcription repressor activity, RNA polymerase II-specific. NCBI's taxonomy places the organism in Eukaryota, Metazoa, Chordata, Mammalia, Proboscidea, Elephantidae. The transcript is spliced from 5 exons. Gene Ontology annotation, biological process: negative regulation of transcription by RNA polymerase II. The coding region runs from base 1 to 1386 and encodes 461 amino acids. The record is from RefSeq and is a predicted model, not a curated record.